Molecule: messenger RNA, 2085 nt
Organism: Panicum hallii
Lineage: Eukaryota; Viridiplantae; Streptophyta; Magnoliopsida; Poales; Poaceae
Product: thaumatin-like protein 1b
Exons: 3
Coding region: 351-1289 (312 amino acids)
Biological process (GO): defense response
Cellular component (GO): extracellular region
Source: RefSeq, a predicted model, not a curated record
ACAAUUAACUUUGUCACCUCGAUCCACCAUGCUUGAAAAAGAACAAGAACAGGCCUGAUGAUUCGCUCACCUACUUGCAACUCCCCAGUUUCCCAGAAGCCAGCCAGACUGCCAUGUUUGUUUGUCCUUCUCGAUCAGCUCCUGAAAUGCAAGCAGCUGUAUUGGCAAUAAAAAUUUCCAUGUGCAGCAAAUUGGAGCAUGAACCUUCCUUGAAUGUUUCUUGGACCAAGUGACGUUCCUCUUAAUUUAAUAGCUCCGGUUAGGAGUAUCUUAGUUGCCUUACCUCGUCAUGUCAUGCAUCAGCAAACCAAAGUUCUGCAUCUCUCUGCUUCGUCCUUUGGUUCUCCUCCAUGGGAGGACUUGUCCCUCUCCUCUCCCUGCUCUGCUGCCUCACCUUUCUUCUCCAAGAAGCAGCUCCCGCGACGUUCACCAUAACCAACAGCUGCGACUACACGGUGUGGCCGGGCAUCCUCUCCAACGCUGGCGCCCCGCCGCCGUCCACGACCGGCUUCGCGCUGCCCCCGGGCCAGUCCCUCGCGGUCACCGUCGCCUCCGUGUGGUCCGGCCGCAUCUGGGGCCGGACGCUCUGCUCCACGGACUCCUCCGGCACCUUCUCCUGCGCCACCGCCGACUGCGGCUCGGGCGCCGCCGAGUGCUCCGGCCGCGGAGCCGCGCCGCCGGCCACCCUGGCGGAGUUCACGCUCGCCGGCGGCACCGGCGGGGACGACUUCUACGACGUCAGCCUCGUGGACGGCUUCAACGUGCCCAUGCUCGUCGCGCCGCAUGCGCCGGCGCCGGCGCCGGCCAACGGGAGCUGCCAGGCCACGGGGUGCCCCGCGGACGUGAAUAGGGCGUGCCCCGCGGAGCUGCGCGUGGCGGCGCCGCCGCCCGCUGCGGCGGCGGCGGCGGUGGCGUGCCGGAGCGCGUGCGAGGCGUUCGCGGAGGCCGAGUACUGCUGCAGCGGCGCGUAUGGGUCCCCCGCGGCGUGCGCGCCGACGCCCUACUCGCGGUUCUUCAAGGCCGCGUGCCCGGCCGCCUACAGCUACGCGUACGACGACGCGACGUCGACGUUCACCUGCGCGGCGGCCGGCGGCGGCUACGACGUCGUGUUCUGCCCCGGCACGUCCAGGCUAAAAUCUGGCGGGAAUCCCGAGGCGGCGGGCCUGCCACCCUCCAACCCAACGAUGGAGUUCUCCGGAGAUGCAGGCAGCAGCCUUGUGACAAGCAGGAACACCGUGGUUGCCCUCCUCAUGGCCAUCGUCUCGCUGACAUCGAUGCGAUGGUGCUGAUCUUAUGCAUAAACCUUAGCAAGAUUUGAAGAGAUAACUUCCUUUUGUAGGAGAAAUGGAACAGAUAUUAUUUUCUUCGAAGAGCUCGGAAUUGUAGCUGUAGAUUUCAGAGCUUUGAACACUAGUCAGAACUGAGCGACGGCAUCUUUGGUAGGUAGGUUCACCCAAUUGUCUUUUAUUUGCCGUAGUAUUAAUCAUGAAAUUAAGGUGAGUUGAGGUGCAUCAAAGCAGAUCGUAGCAGAGAUGAAGCGUCCUGAUGCGGUGCGCGGCUUGCGGCGAAAGUCGGCAUGGCCGGUGGUUUCGAGAGUUGUCCGAGGAGCGCCCUCCGAUGGGUGUGCGUCCACGGCGGCGGGCGUAGCCGGGCCGGCGUCGUUCGGUCGCUGGGCAGCCAGCGGAAGCCUCCUGCUCCUGUGAGAGCGGAAGCCUGGGGCGAAGUUCAGACGUCAGCGGCAUAGCCUUGUUGGCGUCCACGGCGACGGGCGCAGCCGGACCGGCGUCGUUGGGCGCAAGCUAGCUAGCCAGCAACGAGCGGAGGCCUCCUGGUGCUGCUCCUGUGAGAGCGGAAGCCGGAGGCCAAGCUUGCCUCUUCUCGGAGUCGUCGUGGUGUCCAGGGGCGCGUGGUUGCUCCGGCGAUGUCAGCCGGGUGCCCGGACGGGUGGUGGCGAGUGGCAGCCCGACCAAGGGGGUGGACGGUAAAUGAAACACCGUCCACCCUGGAUUCUCUCACAGCCGUUGGAUGGGGCAUGUGCGACUCAGAUUGCGGCUAAUAAUAACAAACGGAGACACCUUUCUUCUA